AUGAAGCCCGCAUCGGUCUAUAAUCGAGGCGAGUUGGACCGAAAUGACCGAGAGCCUGGCUGGUACCCUGUGCCAUAUGGUAGAAUUUCACGGAAGACCGCACCGACACAGCCGGCCUGUUUGCAUUUCAGAAAAGACCUGAACAUUCCAACAGAGAUUCCAUCCCCUCUCACUCUUCAAAUAAUAGCCGAUACACGAUACAAACUGUACGUGAACAGCCAACGAGUCGCUUUCGGCCCGGUCAAGGGAGACCGGAGUCUUUGGUUUUACGACGAUGUUGAUAUCGCGCCUUUUCUUCGACCUGGUCGCAACGACGUCGCAGUUCAUGUCCUCCGUCUCUUUCAUGCCACAACCUUUGCACUCUCUUUUGUAAGAUCACCUUUCGGUGGGCUUCGAAUCGUGGUUUCGGAACAAGACAGAUGUUGGGCAAGUCAGCUGGAAAGCAGUGCCUCAUGGGAGACAGCAAUCGAUCCUUCUACCACGCUGCGAGUUGACGAACUGGAGGACUAUUUCCUUCACAUUUAUGAGAAAACCUCACAGAAAAGAAGUGAGGCACCGAACUUGAUUUGGAAGCUAGCCAUGAUCCGAGAAUUCAAGAAUUCGACCGGAAGUGCGCUGCCGUGGAACCUCUCGCCGCGCCUAUUGCCUCUCCAUAAAGUCACAAGAGUCCACUGCUCAGCUGUUCACAAGGUCGAAAGCAUCAUUGCUUCACAGCGGUGGGGGGCAGUCCUGACCGAUAGACAUGACGACGAAAGUGGUCUGCUGCUCCCUGCUGGAACAAAGCAUCAAGUUGAUGUGGAAAUGCCAACCCAUAUGACGGCUUUUCUCCGGAUUCGCUUCAAACGUCCUGUGACAAAUGACAGUGUGCUUCGGAUCGUAUAUUCGGAAUGGUACGAAGCUGAACCCGAAUCGACACCGUGGCUAUACGCAUGCACGUUGUCCACAGCGGCGCAACUGGUAACUGCGACGGGAAGACUAUCUAUCGCCCAAGAGUAUCAAAGUCGGGCCGAGCAAAUCAUUGAGGCCAUAAGGGUACAUUGCUAUGACGGCGAGUUCUUUGCCGACACCUUGGUGAAGGAGGCCAAGCCAGUCGACUACAGUCUGCACUGCCAGGUAUGGGCAGUCCUGAGCGGAACAGUUGCCGGGCCAGAGGCACAAGAUCUGCUGCGAAAAAGCCUGCAGAAAAGGAGUGCUGGCUUAUUCACCGAGGAAUCCGUCUCCAUGUCCUUCUACACGCUGAGAGCACUGAGUUUAGCCGGCGUGCAAUUUGUGUCGUUGUAUGAGUUCAUGUCCGAGGUCGCAGGUAUUCGUCCUGCGCAAUCGGGAUGGGCAGUGACCCAGUUUCGACCACGACUAGGACUCUCUAGACAACUGAGAGCCACGGUUCCGUUGAAGAUGACAGACGGAAUCAGCUCCGGCGUCGUCCAUAUUUCCUGGUCCUUUUUGGGUGGCGAGAUCGUGAUUCGCUUACAGGCGGGCUUGACUGGAUGCAACUCCAUCCCGGUCGAUGUCGCGCUCCCCGGUCAAGAGACCCGAAUUUUCUUAGACAAAGAUGGGUUUCAAUGGGUCAUACAGCAUAAAGAUGUUCAGCGACAUGGAGCAUAG
Messenger RNA from Aspergillus affinis, 1605 nucleotides. RefSeq names its product putative rhamnosidase B. NCBI's taxonomy places the organism in Eukaryota, Fungi, Ascomycota, Eurotiomycetes, Eurotiales, Aspergillaceae. The coding region runs from base 1 to 1605 and encodes 534 amino acids. The record is from RefSeq and is a predicted model, not a curated record. The transcript has 4 exons. Gene Ontology annotation, biological process: carbohydrate metabolic process.